Molecule: messenger RNA, 7690 nt
Organism: Labrus mixtus (cuckoo wrasse)
Lineage: Eukaryota; Metazoa; Chordata; Actinopteri; Labriformes; Labridae
Product: dedicator of cytokinesis protein 7-like
Exons: 50
Coding region: 137-6490 (2117 amino acids)
Biological process (GO): small GTPase-mediated signal transduction; positive regulation of GTPase activity
Cellular component (GO): cytosol
Molecular function (GO): guanyl-nucleotide exchange factor activity
Source: RefSeq, a predicted model, not a curated record
CCAGUCCAAGCGUGGAGAAGGAAGCGGGGCAGGGAGUCUGCAUCCCCACACAACAAGUCGGGACAUAACCGAAGCAGAGGACCUGAGAAAUAGUUCCAGUUUGACUUCGAAGAGCUUAUUUACAUGGGGACAGGACAUGACAUCCACAGCGAGCGAGAGGAGGGCGUUUGCUCAUAAAAUCAACCGGACGGUAGCUGCUGAGGUCAGAAAACAAGUGUCCAGAGACUAUGGCUCUCCACAGCUGACCAAGAAAAGGCCACACCACCCUUUGCCCCUGACGGAGGUGGUUGAGCCGGUGGACUUCGAGGAGUAUGUGAGCAGCCAUGCUCCUGGGGUGGAGCCUGGCCCUCUCAGACAGCUAAUGGAGUUCCCCCAGGAUGACCUUGAGCUCCUCCACCAGGACAAAGAAUGUGUUACACUGGAGCCACCAUUGCCUGAAGAGGAGGACUCUCUGGAUUCCAGAGUGAGAGACGCCCUUGCCGUCUACACCGAUGACUGGCUCAUUAUUCAGAGAAAAUAUCAGCGCUACAGCACCACAUACACCCCCCACAACUCAGAGCGACAGAGGGAGAGGCAGCGAGGGCUCGUCAAACAAACCUUUGAACUGGACGAGGCUGCUGCUGCUGAGCGCCAGGAUGACCAGGAUGACGCAAAGCGGCGGUCAGUCAGUCUGGAUGAGACACCUAGGGGAAGCUGGGCCUCCAGUAUCUUUGACCUGAAGAACUCCUCCCCAGAUGCUCUCCUGCCGUCCGUGCUGGAACGUACUGCUGCAGAGGACAUGGACCACCGCAACACUGAGGCACGCCUGCAGGGUCGCCACAGUGACCUGCUGGGCCUUUACCCUCCCCCUGAUGAGGAUGAGGCAGUGGAGAGAUGCUCUGUCAUUGAGGUGCCCAAAGAACACUGUGGCCAAAGGAUAAUGGUCAAGUGUCUGUCUUUGAAGUUUGAAAUAGAGAUUGAGCCGAUAUUUGGAACACUUGCCUUGUAUGAUGUCAAAGAAAAGAAAAAGAUCUCGGAGAACUUCUACUUCGACCUGAACUCGGAUCAGAUGAAAGGGAUGCUUAAACCCCAUACGCCUCACACUGCCAUCUCCACACUUGCCCGUUCUGCCAUUUUCUCCAUCACGUACCCGUCCGCAGAUAUCUUCUUGGUCAUUAAGCUUGAGAAAGUCCUGCAGCAAGGAGACAUUGGAGAAUGCUGUGAGCCCUACAUGGUGAUGAAAGAGUCUGAUUCCUCUAAGCACAAAGAGAAGUUGGAGAAGCUGCGUCUACAGGCAGAGCAGUCGUGUAAUCGUCUCGGGCGUUUUCGUAUGCCAUUUGCCUGGACGGCCAUUCACCUUCUCAACAUCGUCAGCAGUGUGGGAGGUCUGGACCGGUCGGACCCUGACUCUGACUCUGAACGCAAAGGUCAUGGAACAUGGAAUGAGAGAAAGAAAAAGGGCUUUGAGCGGAUGAGUGUUGGGGAUGACAUGUGCAACUUUGCAACGUUCCGUCCUGCAACGUUGACCGUCACCAACUUCUUCAAACAGGAGGGGGACAGACUGAGUGAUGAGGACCUCUAUAAGUUUCUGGCAGACAUGCGUAGACCGUCCUCUGUUCUGCGACGCCUAAGGCCCGUCACCGCCCAGUUGAAAAUUGACAUCUCUCCAGCUCCGGACUCGCCUCAUUACUGUUUGUCACCUGAGCUGCUUCACGUGAAGCCUUACCCUGACCUGCGUGUUCGACCUACCAAAGAUGUGCUGGAGUUCCCUGCUCGCUAUGUAUACACACCUCACACCACCUACAGGAACCUGCUCUAUGUUUACCCUCAAAGUCUGAACUUCAGCAGUCGUCAGGGCUCAGUGAGGAACAUUGCUGUGAAGGUUCAGUUCAUGGCAGCAGAGGAUCCAAGUCAAGCUUUGCCAGUUAUCUUUGGGAAGUCGAGCUGUGCUGAGUUCACGAGAGAGGCGUACACGUCUGUCAUCUACCACAACAAGUCUCCUGAGUUUUAUGAGGAGAUGAAGAUGAAGAUUCCCGCCAAUCUGACAGACAACCACCAUCUGCUGUUCACCUUCUAUCACAUCAGCUGCCAGACCAAACAGAACACUCCUCUGGAGACCCCUGUGGGCUACACUUGGAUCCCUCUGAUGCAACAUGGCCGACUACGCACAGGCUCCUUCAGCUUGCCUGUCUCGGUGGAAAAGCCUCCACCUAGCUACUCUGUACUCACCCCUGAUGUUCAGCUCCCAGGUAUGAAGUGGGUGGACAAUCACAAAGGAGUGUUCAAUGUAGAGGUGACAGCGGCCUCCUCAGUUCACACUCAGGACCCCCACUUGGAUAAGUUCUUCACUCUAGUGUAUGUCCUGGAGGAGUACUCCUUCCCCUUCCGUCUGAAGGACGUCAUCAUCACUGAAGCGAACAUGGAGGGCGAGCUGAAGGCCAGCAUGGCAGCACUAAGGGGGGCUCUGCUGGAUACCUGUGUCAGGUUCCUGCACCAGCUGCUCAAUAAACUCAUUCAGCUCAUUGUCUACCCACCAGUCAUUUCGGGGCAGAUUGUGAACCUGGGUCGAACUUCCUUCGAAGCUAUGGCUUUAUUUGUCAACCAGAUCCACAAAAACCUGGAGGGUAAUCAGGACCAGCACGGUCGUAACAACCUGCUUGCGUCCUACAUUCAUUACUGCUUCCGCCUGCCAACUGCAGAGCCAGCCAUGCCACCGACAGCUGGUCAGCAGUCCUAUGACAUGCCCAUGCAGUACGCCACCUUGUCAAGAGCAACAGCCCGACCGAGCAGUCUGCAUCUGGCCCGCUCGAAGAGUAUCAGCAACUCCAACCCGGACCUGGCCAGCACACCAGUUUCUCCUGAUGAAGAGGUGCAGAGGAUCAUAGGGAGCAAGGGCAUUGACCGCUCCCACUCCUGGGUAAACUCUGCUUAUGCCCCUGGCGGCUCAAGAUCUGUGCUGCGCCGGAAUCCCAACUCCAGCUGUGAUCUCAAGCAGGCACACGACCGCAGCUGCAAUCGCAUGUCUGCCUUCCUGGACACCGUGGCCUUGUUUUCAGUUCCCACAAGGCAGAUUACCAAGAAGCUGCUCCAUGAAGAGUUGGCCUUACAGUGGGUGGUCAGCACCAGCACAGUGAGAGAAGCAGCGCUGCAGCAGGCCUGGUUUUUCUUCCAGCUGAUGACGAAGAGCAUGGCCCAUCACUUAUUCCUGACCUCCAAAUUGGACGUUCCCCGGCGCCAGCGCUUCCCAGACCGCUAUGUGGACGACAUCGCUGCACUUGUAUGUGCCAUCAGUGCAGAUAUUGCCAAUCGAUACCACAAGGACGUGGAGCUUGUGGAGCGGUUGAACAACAGUCUGGCCUUCUUCCUGAAUGACCUGCUGUCUCUCAUGGACCGGGGCUUUGUGUUUAACCUCAUUCGCACUUACUACAAACAGAUUGCUAACAAGCUUCACACAGCACAGAACCCCAGCUCUCUCAACGCGCUGAGGAUGGAUUUCACACGCAUUGUCUGCAGCCACGAGCACUAUGUGGUCCUGAACCUGCCGUGCUCCACUCUCAGUCCUCCAGCUUCCCCCUCGCCUUCCACCUCCUCCACCACCUCACAGAGUUCAGCGUUUUCCAGCAUGGUACAGGACCAGGGAGUGGCCACCAUGUUUGAGCUCUCUGUCCCUUUCCGCCAGCAGCACUUCCUGUCAGGCCUGCUGCUUACUGAGCUCUCACUCAUCCUUGAUCCUGAUGGAGAGGGGGUUUUCUUCCUUCAUAAAAAAGCCAUUAGUGCAGUGCACUCCCUGCUGUGCAGCCAUGAUGCAGACCCCCGCUACUCUGACCCCCAGGUCAGAGCCCACGUUGCUCAGCUCUACUUGCCCCUGGUCCCCAUCGUCAUGGAGACAUUGCAUCAGCUCCACGACUUCACUGACUCCUCGCCUGCUAGGGUCCGCCAUGCCUCAGCCCACGCUGACGAUGCUGACCCAGACGGUGGCAACACUAUCAGUCAGUCUGUUGCCAUGGCAAUAGCUGGCUCCCCUUUACCACAUGCCAAAGCCAACCAAUUCACCCUGCCUACAGUGGCCGGGCGCCAGUCCAGCUCACUGUCUGCUGAGUGCAGCCGCACUCUGCUGGUGUGUUUCCUGUGGGUGCUCAAGAAUGCCGAUGCUGCCCUCCUGGAGCGCUGGCUGUCUGAUUUGUCUGUGCUGCAAAUCAACCGCCUGCUGGAUCUGCUGCACCUCUGUGUCUCCUGUUUUGAAUACAAGGGGAAGAAAGCUUUAGAGAGGAUCAACAGUCUGACUUUUAAAAAGUCCCAGGACAUGAAGGCCCGAUUAGAGGAGGCCAUACUGGGAACUAUUGGGGCUCGUCAGGAGAUGGUCCGCCGCCACAGAGAAAGGAGUCCUUAUGGCAGCCAGGAGAACGUGAGGUGGAGGAAGAAUGUCACUCACUGGAGGCAGAAUACAGACAGAGUUGACAAGACUAAGGCUGAGAUGGAGCAGGAGUCUGUGGUGGAUGGAAACUUAGCCACUGAAGCCUCUCUGGUUGUUUUGGACACCCUGGAGAUUAUAGUCAAGACUGUAGUGGCAUCAGAGCUAAAGGAGAGUGUCCUGGGUGGAGUCCUGAGAGUUCUCCUCCACAGCAUGGCAGGGAACCAGAGCGCCCUCUUCCUGCAGCACUGCUUCACUACACAGAGAGCACUGGUCUAUAAGUUUCCAGAGAUGCUGUUUGAAGAGGACACGGAGCUUUGUGCAGACCUGUGCCUGCGUCUCCUGCGUCACUGCAGUAGCAGCGUUGGCUCUGUCAGAAGUCAUGCCUCUGCCUCUCUUUAUCUGCUCAUGAGGCAGAACUUUGAGAUUGGAAAUAACUUUGCUCGAGUGAAGAUGCAGGUCACCAUGUCCCUCUCGUCUCUGGUGGGAAUGUCCCAAAAUUUCAACGAGGAUCAUCUUCGUCACUCACUCAAGACGAUUCUGACCUACGCUGAAGAGGACCUGGAGCUGCGCGACACGCCUUUCCCUGAGCAGGUUCAAGAUCUGGUGUUCAACCUGCAUAUGAUUCUUACGGACACUGUCAAGAUGAAAGAGCAUCAGCAAGAUCCAGAGAUGCUCAUUGACCUCAUGUAUAGGAUUGCAAAGGGCUACCAGAACUCCCCUGACUUACGUCUGACAUGGCUCCAGAACAUGGCAGGAAAACACAGUGAGAGAGGAAACCACGCUGAAGCUGCCCACUGUCUGGUCCACAGCGCAGCUCUGGUGGCUGAAUACCUCAACAUGCUGGAGGACUGCCGCUACCUGCCAAUUGGUUGUGUCACCUUCCAGAAUAUUUCAUCCAAUGUACUGGAGGAGUCAGCCGUGUCCGAUGACAUCCUGUCACCAGAGGAGGAGGGGAUUUGUGCCGGGAAGUACUUUAGCGAGUCUGGCCUCGUGGGCCUCCUGGAGCAAGCAGCUGCCUCAUUUUACAUGGCUGCCAUGUAUGAAGCCAUAAAUGAAGUGUACAAGAUCCUACUGCCCAUCCAUGAAGCCAACAGGGACUUCAAAAAACUGGCUACUGUCCAUGGAAAGCUGCAGGAUGCCUUCAACAAAGUCUACAACCAAAGUUCAGGAUGGGAGAGAAUGUUUGGAACCUACUUCCGGGUGGGUUUCUACGGCUGCCGGUUCGGAGACCUCGAUGAACAAGAAUUCGUCUACAAGGAGCCAUCGAUCACCAAAUUAGCAGAGAUCUCCCACAGACUAGAGGAGUUCUACUCCGAGAGAUUUGGGGAUGAUGUGGUUGAAAUAAUAAAGGACUCGAACCCAGUAGACAAAAACAAAAUGGAUCCAAACAAGGCCUACCUCCAGAUCACAUACGUGGAACCCUUCUUUGACACGUAUGAGCUAAAGGAACGGAUCACCUACUUUGACAAGAACUACAACCUGCGUACCUUCAUGUACUGUACUCCCUUCACACUGGACGGCCGAGCUCACGGCGACCUGAACGAGCAGUACAAACGCAAAACCAUCCUGACAACAUCUCAUGCCUUCCCUUACAUCAAGACACGCAUCAAUGUUAUCCACAAGGAGGAGAUCAUUCUUGUCCCCAUGGAGGUAGCCAUUGAGGACAUGCAGAAGAAAACUCAGGAGCUUGCCUUUGCUACAAACCAAGACCCUUCGGACUCAAAGAUGCUGCAGAUGGUCCUGCAGGGCUGUGUGGGCACCACGGUCAACCAGGGUCCCCUCGAGGUGGCGCAGGUCUUUCUGUCCGACAUUCCCGAUGACCCAAAGCUGUUUCGCCAUCACAACAAACUGCGCCUGUGCUUUAAAGAUUUCACUAAGAGGUGUGAGGACGCCCUGAGGAAGAAUAAAACCCUGAUUGGACCAGAUCAGAAGGAGUACCACAGAGAGAUGGAGAGGAACUACAACAAACUGAAAGAAGCUCUGGGUCCUCUCAUUAACCGCAAGAUCCCCCAGCUGUACAGAACCCUGCCUGCACAGACGACGCAAACUCAACGGAACUCCUACAGUAGAUCCAGUCUCCGCAGAGUUGACUGCUGAGGGGCAGCAGACUGGAUUACAACACAUGAAAAGCCCCCCACCACCACCCUGCUCCGCUCCAACCCCCCAACACAGCAUUACACAUCAAUUGUCACAAGCACACAAGUACCAUCCUCUUCCUUCUCUAACUUGUCAACCUGUCAUGAUAUUUUCCCCCAUCACACACAAGUAAAGACACACACACACCCCUUCCUUAUUUUUUUGCCAUGCUUCAUCUCCCCCAAUCACCAUGACUGUCACAACUCUGUAGCAGAAACCAAUGGCUGUUUUUUUUACUGAAAGUUGAUUUAAUUGUUCAAUUCAACAAGGAGCAAUCUACUACAGGUCAGCGUUUAAAGCGUUUACGUGACAUUUUUACUGGAAUAGAGCUACCAAACACAAUUUUGCAGCCUAAUCAUUUGGGAGGUUUAUUAGUGAGUGUGUUUAUUUUCUCUUUCUUCAACUGUCUUGCUUUUGAAGAUGCUGUAGUGUGUGUAUUGUGUCAUGGCCUUAAUUGUAUUUCAUUUGAACAAGAUUUUUUCUUUUCUAAACUAUGCCUUGUAGAAGUCACUGCCAGACUUACUCAGAAUUAGCACCAGGGAGAUUUUCUUUUUAUCAACAGACCAAACGACCAAAUAACUGACAUUCCUUAUUCCUCUUGUUAUCAUGUUUGCCUGCCCAUCUUGGGUUAUAGGAAAUCAUCAUAGUGAAAGGACAUAAUGUCCAAGCUGAAGCCCAGGACAUGUUGUUAGUGGCAGUUUUUGAGCGGAAGGAUUAUUGCAGGAUGGGAUGUUUAGCUGUGUUUUUAAACUGUGAAAUGAUCUUGUAAUGCACUGCAGUCACAUGAGAUGUUAAGCAUAAAAGCACUGCUCAUAACCAGGCCAUCUCACUUACUCACACAUACAUUUUCAAACUGUGAUGAAUACCAUCACCCUGCAGUACAGUCUGAUAACAGUACAGAAUGCCUGUGUUGUGUAAGACAAGUCUUCUCUUGUCUUUGACUGAACUGCUGUCAGAAAGCACUCCAAGAAAUGUUUCCAACACAUCGAUUGUUGAAGAUUUAUAUCAAUUGUAGCUAAUGCUAAUUUCCAACCACUGUAUCUUUUAUAUUGCACUAUUGAAAACAAACUGCAGCACAUUAACACUGUAACUAAAAUAUAUGAACUGUUGUUAUUUUACAAGUCUGGAAACCUUUUUUACACAUUAAACAUGUUUUAUUUA